ACCUAUGAACAACUAGAAGAAGAGGAGGAGUUGAGUUAUGAUAAGCAACUAAAAGAAGAGGAGGAAUUGAAAGAAGAGUUGAGUUAUGAUGAACAACUUGAAGAAGAGGAGGAGUUAGUUAUAAAGAAUAACUUGAAGAAAGGAGUUGAGUUAUAA
Funneliformis caledonium is the source of this 156-nucleotide messenger RNA. The record is from the annotation of a GenBank genome assembly. NCBI's taxonomy places the organism in Eukaryota, Fungi, Glomeromycota, Glomeromycetes, Glomerales, Glomeraceae.